Messenger RNA from Leptinotarsa decemlineata (Colorado potato beetle), 436 nucleotides. RefSeq names its product acidic leucine-rich nuclear phosphoprotein 32 family member B-like. Lineage: Eukaryota; Metazoa; Arthropoda; Insecta; Coleoptera; Chrysomelidae. The record is from RefSeq and is a predicted model, not a curated record.
AUGAAUACUGAAAAAAUAGUUGCUGCAUUGAAUAGAAUAUCUGCUGUUGAUGCAAAAGAUUGGAUAGACGAGUCAGAUGAUGAGGAUGCCAACAUUCCGCUAGAGGAAGUGAUAGUUGAAGAAGGUGUUGGAGUCGAUGAAGAGGAGAUUGACCUUGGAGUCGACGAAGAUGAAAAUGAGGCUAACGAAAACGACGAAGAUGAAAACGAGGCUAACGAGAGCGAUGAAAAUGAUGAAAUGGUCGAUGAGCUGGUCGUGGAUGGUGAAGGCGAUGAUGAAGGGGUUGUAGCUGAUUCAUCUGAAGGUGAUGGUGCUUUGAGAAUCGGUCUCCGAUUGCUCAAGAUCACCGACACAUUAGAAGAUCCCAUGGAUUUAUAUUGCGUGAUGGACGCGCAUGUGCGGAUUCGAACGAUUGAUGACAACAUCAAAAAGCUAU